GAUUAUCCAAUCCUAUAUGGUCGAUGUGAUGAUCUCAAGAAAGAUAAACAUGAACUCUUCGGUGGAAACCAGUGGAAGCUUUGUAUAACAAACAGAAAGGCUAAGAAUUUCAAGACAAAUAAAACCGAAAAGCAACUUUAUUCAAGGUGCAUGAUUUGA
Molecule: messenger RNA, 159 nt
Organism: Racocetra persica
Lineage: Eukaryota; Fungi; Glomeromycota; Glomeromycetes; Diversisporales; Gigasporaceae
Source: the annotation of a GenBank genome assembly